AUCUCGUGAUGAGACUUUGUGAGUUAUAAGACCGUGAGAGAAAUGACAGAUAAUUUACGAUGUCCAACGGCUUUGUAAAUGUGACGAAUUUAAGUUCCCAAAAGGCUUUAAAUCAUAGCUACUCAGCAGAUGGAACUGGGACAGAAAUUCAACCAAGUCGGAUCGGUCUCGUGAUCGCUUUCUAUGUAAUGAUAGUGCUCUCACUGGUGGGUAAUACAGUGGUAAUCAAAGCCAUCAGAAGAAUCGGAAAGAACUUACGACGACCAGUACAUUUCCUAUUUAUCAUAAACCUUUCUGUGGCCGAUCUCCUUUUUGCUUUAGAGAUGACACCUAUGAUCUGUGUUCAUCUGCUCUUGGGAGGAGCAUGGCAUAUUCGCGGUCAAUUCGGAGAGUUUCUCUGCCGAUUUGACGUGUUUUUGUCCGCAGUUUUAAUUCUUACGUCGAAUCUGACGAUUUCAGCCAUCGCUGUGGAGAUGUUUCUGGGGAUAUUUUUCCCUUUGAAGGCGCUGCUGUCGAAGAAAAGGGCGUAUUUUAUUAUUGCCGCCACGUGGUUUGUAAGCGGGUGUUAUAGCAGUCCGCUGUUUUCUUUUGCACAUCUCAAAGCACACGGCAUCGGUGACGUAAUAUGUUUCGUCGGCAUAAAGAACGAAGAGGUCGUACAAUGGUUUACAUUUCAAACAGUGUUGUUGGCGGCGGGAUUUGUGAUCACUCUAGCGUUGUAUUCAGCCAUCGGUAUCAAACUUUGGCUCCUUAAAUCACCUGGAUUUCACUUCCACCAGUUAUCUCUUCACUUCGGCUUUUAUGACAAGCUCACCCCGUACUACAGCAACAUCUCAGCAUUCCUUAUGCUUUGUAACGGAACUGUAAACCCAGUCAUUUACAGCGCGUACAACACGGAUAUUCGGGAUGAAUUCAAAUCCUUGAUCACUUGUAAGCCACCGCCGGAACGCCUGCGAAGUCUGAUAGCAUUUUACACCAGGGCGAUAGGGAAGAAAAAAUUUAAAGAUUUAGAAGCGAGAUCACCUAAUCAACAGUUUCCUAUGGAUGGGUUGCCUAGGAGAAUUAGCGGCCAGUCGACAAAAGUGAAGCCAAUUGUUGGUGAAAAAAACUUGACUUGUAGUUUUGAAGACACACGACUGUAACGUGAAACAAUGGUCACGCGAACUUUAAGACUUGAGUCACGCGAUCUUAUGAGUAGCGCAAUCCAAUUUUUCAGCUAAAAGAUUGUCCACACAAAUACAUAACUGAUUCACUUGAAAUUUGGCGUUUCUUGUUUUAUUACUGUCCCUUAAUUUUCCCUUGCCGAAACCUCACAGGCUGCUUCUUUGCACUACUGCUUAAGUAAUUUUCCCCGUAGGCUUGUUAGCUCAGUUGGUAAAGCGCUGCAUCGGUAUCGCGGAGAUCAUGGGUUCAAAUCACGUAGAGGCCUUAAUUUUUUUCAGGCCUUAUUUUCACUACUUCUUAAGUAGAGUUCAUUAUUAUCCAACUGCACUAAAUAAAGUGUAAAUAACACUCGAAUGGAGUAAAAAUAUUCCGCAAUAUUGCGUAAGUUUAUUUUGUAUUGUCGAAAAACCUGUUUGAGAGGUUGGCUACAUUUGCCUUCUCUAGUGCCGAAUUUAACAUUUGUACCAUUGUUCUGAGUUCACAGCCCUCAGCUCGCCAAGUACCGACAGCGAUUCCCGCGAAGCGUCGUCGCCAUGUGUUUGAGUCAGAUCAUGAAAAUGAAAUUCUUUUUUAUAUGCUAAGAGCUCGUCCAUGUCUGAGAAUUCGUCUUCCGGUAGAUUCAAGGCUUUGUUACUAGCGAUAAAUUAUUCAUCGCUUUUCGUUGAUAAACGAACACAUUUGUACUUGCAGCACUUUCAAAUGUGUACGAUUUGAGAACAAAGAUCGAAAAUAAAAUUUAAC
Molecule: messenger RNA, 1905 nt
Organism: Pocillopora damicornis (cauliflower coral)
Lineage: Eukaryota; Metazoa; Cnidaria; Anthozoa; Scleractinia; Pocilloporidae
Product: QRFP-like peptide receptor
Biological process (GO): G protein-coupled receptor signaling pathway
Cellular component (GO): membrane
Molecular function (GO): melanocortin receptor activity
Source: RefSeq, a predicted model, not a curated record